AAAAAUUAACAAAUAAAAACUCACACCCCAACCCCAACCCUUCCUUCUCUUCCUUUCUCCCCUUUCUUCUUCCUCCUUCCCCCCCAUUCCCAACCUUUCUCUAAUGGUUUCCCAUUAAAAAAACCCUAAUCUCCCUCUGCUUUUCAUCUCUCUCUUCACUCUUACUCCACAGGGAGUAAUCGGAAGUUUCGAUUUUUAUUUUUAUUAUUGUUUUUUUUUUUUACAUCUUUUCUUUUCGGGAGAGAUCAAGGGUUGGAAUAUAUGUCCUUCAAUCAAUCAAGGUCCGAUAAGAACGAGAGCUACACUCAGUAUCGCAAAUCCGGGCGAUCCAACAACUUUAAUCCACAGCGAGGCUCUUCAGGAACUCACUCUAAACCCGGCGGUGCCGGUGGGUCCGCCCCUACCCCGUCGAUCGCUUCUAAUCGUAGUUUUAAGAAGACUAAUAAUGCUCAAGGAGGGCAAUCUAGAGGAGGUCUUCCUACUGUAAAUUCUACGGAUACGAGUAACGCUCCUAACCCGCGAGGAGUGCAAAAUGGUGAGUCUCGACAGAUUCAAUCGCAUGGUGCAGUUACCAAGCCUUCAGAAGGACCACAUACCCACAGAAGCACCAGAGAUGUUCCUAAAGCUCCAACUUCUCAAUCUUCCCCCUUGACUUCUGAUGGGGCUGCGCCCACUACCCCGACAAAGGGUACUGGAGAUCAACCAAAGGAAUUUUCUUUCCAAUUUGGGUCAAUAAGUCCUGGAUUCAUGAAUGGUAUGCAGCUUCCAGUUAGGACUAGCUCAGCUCCUCCUAAUCUAGAUGAACAGAAACGUGACCAGGCACGCCAUGAAUCUUUUAGACCAGUUCCUCCAAUGCCCAUACCGUUAGCUCCUAAGCCACAGACACAGAGGAAGGAUGCUGGAGCUGGUGAUCAACCUAAUGCUGGACAGCAGUUACAACAGAAGGAUGCUGGUAUCAUUAACCAACCUAAUACAGGGGAUGCUCAUACAGUUCAAAAGGCUAAAAAGGAUGUGCAAGCAUCACCAAAUCAUCCCACAACCCAAACUCUAAAGCCCACGACUCCUAUGUCUGGAAUCUCUAUGACAAUGCCUUAUCACCCACCACAAGUACCUGUGCCAUUUGGAGGUCCCAAUCAACAGAUGCAGUCACAGGGCUUAACCCCCAGUUCACUGCACAUGUCAAUUCCUGUGCCAUUGCAGAUUGGAAGCUCUCCUCAAGUUCAACAGCAAAUGUUUGUUCCGGGUCUUCAUCCCCAUCCAAUGCAGCCACAGGGGAUCAUUCAUCAGGGACAGGGAUUGGGUUUUGCAACUCAAAUAGGUUCUCAGUUGCCUCCUCAAUUAAGCAACUUAGGCAUCAAUGUAACUUCACAAUACCCUCAACAGCAAGGAGGGAAAUUUGGUGGCCCUCGUAAGUCGGCUGUUAGAAUUACUGAUCCAAAAACACAUGAAGAGUUAAUAUUUGAUAAUAAGCAAACAAAUGCAUAUGCUGAUACUGGUUCUUCAGGCCCUAGGCCACAAUAUAAUCUUCCUUCGCAAACGCAGCCUCUUCCAUAUGCACCAAAUCAUGCAAUGAACUACUACCCCAAUUCUUACAAUCCCAAUCCUUUAUAUUUUGCAAGCCCCAGUUCUCUUCCUUUACCUAGUGCUCAAACUGCACCAAAUUCUCAGCCUCACAGAUUUAAUUAUCCAGUUAGCCAGGGCUCUCAAAAUGUUCCGUACAUUGAUAUGCAUGUUAAGAAGCCUGGUGUGGUCCCAAUGCAUGGUAUUUCAGAUCCACCUAAUAGAGAGCAUAUUCGUGAUACUCAUAGUUUGCAAUCCCCCGCUCCCUCAGGAACAGUUCACGUUACGAUCAAAAUGCCUGCUGAUCCUACAGGUGGCAAGGGUUCUGACACAUUGCCAAAUAGAUUAUCUACAAUGGAGGAAGGCAAAUCACAGAAACCCUCGAGCCCAUCUGUGGAAUUAACCCUGCCUUCUUCUCAAUCUUCUCAAAGGGCAGUAGAUGCAUCCUCGGAGAGUUCUCUACAUGAUUCAAAAGUUGGAAGAGAGCCGGCGGUGAUGAAGUCUUCACCUUUAGUAUCUAAACAGUCUACCGAAGGACCUCCGGUGGUUUCACUCGAUGGUCAAGAUUCCAGCUCUGUGCAAUCUUCAUUGACUGCUUCCUCUGAGGAGUCCGAGUUAGCUGGAACACAUAGUGAAGGGAGAAGGGAAAAGUUAUCUAGGUCUGACUCACACAAGGAUCAUCAGAAUAAAACAAGCAAGAAAGGAUACACCCAAUCACAGCAUCAGAUUAGUGGACAAGCUUCAUCAGCAUUGGGACUGCCUGGUCAAGUGCAUGACACAACUUCUCCUACAGUUUCUGAAGGAGUUGAAGCUAAAUCUUUGACCAUUCCAGUAGUUGUGGAAGGCAAGUCAGAAUCAGUCAGUGCCAUUAAUUCUGAUUCUUUAGAAUUUAAGGAUGCCGGUUUGGAUUCUGUAGCUCAUUCUUCUCCAGAAAAUUCUGGUCAGGGAAAUGUCAAGAACGCAGAUCUCAGUUCUGAUGAUAAGCAGGAUAUCUGUUCAAAAGAAAAGCAAUCAGAACCCGUGCUACUGAAAAUAGAAGAACAAGGACAAGUAACAUCUUCUGAACUUCCUGUAGAUCUUAAGAAUUCUGAAAAUGUUUCAGAUCAUAAUGUUGGAAAAUCUAUGGAGGUUGCUGAGAAAACAGAAAGGGACUUGAUUGCGAGCUCAACUACUGUUAGCAACGAGGUUUCAACCUCUGAAGCUGCCCAAAGGGCUGUGGAUGAACCUGUGAGUUGUCAUGCAGGAGCUGACGUGUCUUCUUCCGUGAGUUCUAGUUCAACUGUUCCUGAAAAUUCUCAAGGUGACAAGUUAGUAGUUGAUUCUUCUGGUAAAGAUGACAAUAUGAGUAGCAAUGAAGUUCAAAAGAAAGCUAUCAGAUCCGACCUGUCAUCUGAAUCUUCCCUAAACCCGGGACUUUCAGAAGGAAAGAAUGAUGGGGAGGUGUUGGAUACUGUUGGUACCGGUGACAAUAGUUCACAUGCUGUUUCCGGUACCAAGGAUAAAUCUGUUGUAGAGAUGAGCAGGGUUAAGAGUACGACUGGAAAAGGAAAAAAGAAGCUAAGGGCAAUUCUUCAAAUGGCAGAUGCUGCAGGAACAACUUCUGACCUUUACAAUGCAUAUAAGCGACCUGAAGAGAAGAAAGAAACAGUAGCACAUUCUGAGAGUAUUGAGAGGACAGAAAGUAGAUCUUCUAGUGUGGAUACAGAGCAGGAAUCCAUUGAGGCCAUUAAAGAAGAUGCUGUUGCACUGAGUAAAGCUGAGCCUGAUGAUUGGGAAGAUGCUGCGGACAUUGCUACACCCAAACUGGAGUCGGCUAAUGGAGGUGGUGUAGGUACACCGGUGCUUGAUGAUGGGGACAGAAUGGGAGAUAUGGCCAAGAAGUAUUCUAGGGAUUUUCUCCUCAAGUUUGCCGAUCAGUUUUUGGACCUUCCACAUAACUUUGAAGUUACGCCUGAUAUAGAGUCCUUAAUGAGUACUCAUGCCAAUGCAUCUCAUCAUCAUGAUCGUGAUUCGUAUCCGAGUCCAGGACGGGUAGAUAGACCUUCGAGUGGGGGAUCACGGUUGGAUCGUCGUGGUAGUAAUUUGGUUGAUGAUGACAGAUGGAGCAAAUUGCCUGGAUCUUUUGCUCCAGGACAGGAUCCUCGUUUCGAUCUAGCUUAUGGAGCUAGUGCAGGUUUCCGACCUGGUCAAGGAGCCAAUUUUGGUGUUCUGAGGAACCCCGGAGCACAGGCUCCUGUUCAAUAUGUUGGAGGAAUACUUGCUGGGCCUAUGCAGUCUAUGGGACCACAGGGAGGGCUACGAAGAAAUAAUUCUGAUGCAGAUAGAUGGCAACGAGCUACCAAUUUUCAGAAGGGUUUAAUUCCUUCACCGUUAACACCAUUGCAAACCAUGCACAAAGCUAAGAAGAAGUAUGAGGUGGGUAAGGUGUCAGAUGAAGAAGAAACCAAACAGAGGCAAUUGAAGGCUAUACUAAACAAGCUAACUCCUCAGAACUUUGAAAAGCUCUUCGAACAAGUAAAAGCAGUAAACAUUGAUAAUGGUAGAACACUGACUGGAGUAAUAUCACAGAUUUUUGACAAAGCUUUAAUGGAGCCUACUUUCUGUGAAAUGUAUGCCAACUUUUGUUUCCAUCUUGCUGGAGAACUGCCUGAUUUAAGUGAAGACAACGAGAAAAUCACUUUUAAGAGAUUGUUACUCAACAAAUGUCAGGAGGAAUUUGAGAGAGGUGAAAGAGAACAGGAAGAAGCCAACAAAGUUGAAGAAGAAGGUGAGGUAAAGCAGUCUGAAGAGGAAAGAGAAGAAAAACGGAUUAAGGCACGGAGAAGAAUGCUAGGUAACAUUAGAUUAAUAGGGGAGUUGUACAAGAAAAAAAUGUUGACUGAAAGAAUAAUGCAUGAGUGCAUCAAGAAGUUACUGGGGGAAUAUCAGAAUCCAGAUGAAGAAGAUGUUGAAGCUUUGUGCAAGUUGAUGAGCACAAUUGGAGAGAUGAUAGAUCAUCCCAGAGCAAAAGAAUAUAUGGAUUCUUAUUUUGAGAUCAUGACAAUGUUAUCAAACAACAUGAAAUUAUCAUCCAGGGUUAGGUUCAUGCUAAAAGAUGCAAUUGAUCUGAGGAAGAACAAAUGGCAGCAGAGGAGAAAAGUUGAAGGCCCAAAGAAGAUUGAGGAAGUACACAGAGACGCUGCUCAAGAGAGGCAGGCUCAAACUGGUAGGUUUGGUCGUGGUCCAGGCAUAAAUCCUUCAGCAAGGAGAGGGGGCCCACCUAUGGAUUAUGGCCCUAGGGGAUCAGUUGUGUCAUCCCCAGGUAAUCAGAUGGGGGGUUUCCGUGGAUUUCCACAUCAGUCCCGUGGAUAUGGUGGUAGUCAAGAUGCUCGUCAAGAUGAAAGACAGUCUUACGAAGCUAGGACAUUGUCUGUUACAUUGCCUCACAGAGCUGGUGGUGAUGACUCGAUCACUCUGGGACCACAGGGUGGCCUUGCUCGAGGAAUGUCCAUUAGAGGACCACAACCAAGUUCAGCUGCUCCUGCCGAUAUAUCCCAGCUUCCAGGAGAUUUGAGAAGUCAACCAACAGCUUCUUUGAAUGGAUAUAGUUCUGCAUCAGAGCGUGCGACCUUAACUUCUAAGGAGGACCUUAUUUCAAGACAUAUGCCAGAGAGAUUUGCUGGUCCAACUUCAAUGGACCAUAUGAGUGGUCAAGACCGUUAUUCAAAUUAUGGGAAUAAGGACUUGAGACAUUCAGGUCGGAGUUUUGAUAGAUCUCGUCCAAUUUCACCUGCGACACCACCGGGGCCAACUUUGGCCCCAAGUCUUCCAUCUGAAAAGGUAUCGUGUGAAGAUCGGUUGCGAGAAUUGUCAUUGAACGCAAUCAAGGAGUUCUACAGUGCCAGAGAUGAGAAGGAAGUAGCUCUGUGCGUUAAAGAGUUGAACUCCCCAGCCUUCCAUCCAACCAUGAUCAGUCUCUGGGUCACCGACGUGUUCGAGAGGUCGGAUUUGGAAAGGGAUCUUUUGGCCAAACUUGUUGUUAACCUCUCGAGAGCUAAUGAUGGCACAUUGAACCAAGCUCAUCUUGUUAAAGGGUUUGAAGCAGUUCUUGCCUCUUUAGAAGAUACUGUAAAUGAUGCCCCAAGGGCUCCAGAAUAUUUGGGUCGUAUUCUUGCCAAAGUCAUCACAGAAAGUAUGGUUUCUUUAAGAGAAGUUGGUGAUUUAAUCUAUCAAGGUGGAGAGGAACCUGGAGCCCUUCUUCAAGCUGGGCUUGCAGCUGAUGUUCUUGGCAACGUCUUGAAAGCAAUCAGAUCAGAGAAAGGAGAGGGGUUCUUAACCGAUAUGCGCACAAACUCGAAUUUGCGGUUGGAGACGUUUCGGCCCCCCGACCCUAUGAAAUCAAGAGUCUUAGAGGAAUUUAUUUAGGAGUAGUCAAUCAAAAUUGCUGCUGCUGUAAUUUUGUUAGUUGGAAUCGUGAUCUCUCUCCCCCAGUGCUUUUUUAGGCUACUUAAAUUAAUUUGCAGAAAAAGAAAUUUAUAUAUCUUUCCUUUUUCAGGGUUGGGUGGGAAAAUUUCCAUUUAAUUGGGGGUUUAUCCAUCUUCAUCUUUAACGUAAUUAAAUUCAACAAUGUCUUCUGAAAUUAUUAUUAUAGAAUAGGUUCAGCUGAGAGUACCCAGAAAAACAUUUUUUUU
Molecule: messenger RNA, 6230 nt
Organism: Benincasa hispida (wax gourd)
Lineage: Eukaryota; Viridiplantae; Streptophyta; Magnoliopsida; Cucurbitales; Cucurbitaceae
Product: eukaryotic translation initiation factor 4G
Cellular component (GO): eukaryotic translation initiation factor 4F complex
Molecular function (GO): mRNA binding; translation initiation factor activity; protein binding
Source: RefSeq, a predicted model, not a curated record